CUUAUCAAGAACACUACAGUGGACGCUUCGGGAGAAUCGCUCUCAAAAUAUUCGUCUGUUAUGUCAUGGCCGCAAUAUCGUAUCCUCACUGGUUUGGGUUAACUUCGUUGACUGGGAAUUUUCUUAUCGCAGCACGCGUCAUGACCAGAACUCAUGACAUAUUUGUGUUUUGAUUCUCAGCCCUGCGAUAUUGGCAUCAAAUACAGAAGCUUGCAAUUCUCACAAAUGUUAUCUCCUUAUCGUUGGCCUACUUAGCUAUCUAUGAUGUUGUAUCGCCUGCCCCUCCUUUCGCUGUUCUGCUCAAGUUUCGCCUUACAGACCUUUCUGGUAGCGAACAAAACAGCUGCUACGUAUCAGAACUAUGAAGAUUACGGCCAUGCCACACAAUCACAAUCUCUGUCCCUUCUUUCUUACGAUCAAUUUACAACUCUCGAACAUCCUCUGUAUCCCGAACAUUCGGUGAGGAUCAAGAAAACUGACUUUUGCGAUGAAACUGUAAGCGCAUACACCGGAUACAUUGAUAUCGAAGCACGACAUUUAUUCUUCUACUUUUUCGAAAGUAGGAGUGACCCGGACAAAGACGAUGUGAUCUUCUGGACCAACGGCGGCCCCGGUUGCUCGUCGUCACUGGGUUUAUUCAUGGAACUAGGGCCUUGUCGUGUUCUCGAUUCUGGCGGAGCCAAGUACCAUCCGGAGUCCUGGAAUACCAAUGCCAACAUAUUCUUCAUUGAUCAGCCCAUCGGAGUCGGAUUCUCCUAUGCUGAGUAUGGCGAGACUGUUAGUACGUCUGAAGAAGCUGCGCAAGAUAUAGCUACCUUUGUCACCAUCUUCUUCAGCAACUUCGACCAGUUCAAAGGAAGGGCGUUUCAUAUGUCAGGCGAAUCGUAUGGGGGAAGAUACCUUCCUCUUUUUGCCUCCGCUGUAUACGACAAUAACGCUAAGCUGGUGGAUGCUGGCGAGACACCUAUCAACCUCACUUCCGUAAUGAUAGGUAACGGGAUAACGGAUAGUAUAACAACGCUUCUAUCUUAUUUCGACAUGCAGUGCACACCAGCCUCUGUUCCCCCGAUUCUAGAUAUCAAAGCCUGCGUGUACAUGAAGUCCACGCUACAAAGAUGCGAAAAGUGGAUGACUGGAUACAUCCGUCAAUACCUCGACGAUCCCAACGUUCGCACUCUACUCGGUGUCGAUCCUUCACUGACCACCAACUUCACUUCAUGUAAUCCUGAUGUCGGCGACGACUUCCGUGCCACCCAGGAUAGGCUGCAUCCCACUAAGGACUACGUUGCUGCUCUUCUCGAGCGCGGCGUCAAAGUCCUCAUAUAUGUAGGCUCGUACGAUUGGAUAUGUAACUGGGUCGGUAAUGAGAGAUGGACACUUGCGUUGGAAUGGAGUGGUCAGACGGAAUUUGCGACAAAGGAGCUGAGAGAUUGGUAUGUUGAUGGAAAGCCUGCUGGGAAGACACGAAGUGCAAAGGGAUUUUCGUUUGCUACCAUUCAUGGAGCAGGCCACAUGGUCCCUUACGAUAAACCGAAAGAGUCCUUGGAAAUGGUACAGAGGUGGCUGCGCGGGGACGAUUUCUGAAUCUGAUCGUUGACUUCCUUCGAAUUAGUUGUCAAACGAUAGCAUCCUGAAUUCAGAUUUACAUUCACAAGUGAGAUGCGCGCGAUUAUUACUUUAUUCCGUGGAGCUGAGAG
Desarmillaria tabescens is the source of this 1697-nucleotide messenger RNA. Its product is annotated as serine carboxypeptidase. The transcript has 9 exons. Gene Ontology annotation, biological process: proteolysis. Gene Ontology annotation, cellular component: fungal-type vacuole. The record is from RefSeq and is a predicted model, not a curated record. The coding region runs from base 262 to 1584 and encodes 440 amino acids. Lineage: Eukaryota; Fungi; Basidiomycota; Agaricomycetes; Agaricales; Physalacriaceae. Gene Ontology annotation, molecular function: serine-type carboxypeptidase activity.